AUGGAACAUCAGCAGUCGGUAGCUCGCAUUUCCUGCUUCUCGUGCCGUCACAGCAAGAGACGCUGCGACAAAUCUCUACCGACAUGUCAGCUUUGCAUCCGCAGGGGAGUGGACUGUCGCUAUCCUAAACGCCGAGCCCAGAAGUAUGUUGUUCUACCAGAGGGAGAUGGAACGACCGAAGGCGGUAUACCAGCAAGACACGAUCUAUUGGUAAACAAAGUAGCUGAUAGCGACCGUUCGAGUGAUUGGGAGCAACAAUCGCCGUUGGAAAUCUCAGGUGCUACAUCGAGCGCAAUCCAGUCAUUCGCUACGGCUACAGCCAUUCAGUUUAUUGCACCCACUCUUUUCCGCGAAGCACAUUUAGAGAUCCCGCGCAUCAACAUCACCAUUCCUAGCCAUGUUGCUGCCCUUACAGGAGAAUUCGAGCAAAUUCGCGAUAUAUCUGCUACAUUCUUCUCACAAGUUGUUAUAUGGACCCCCGUCAUCUUUCGCAAGAAUUUCUUCAACAUUGCCCUCAAUCCACUGUCUCCCCGGCGGACUGAAGGCAUCCUGCUCUCGCUAUGCAUGAAGUUGUACUGCACACCAACCACCCAAGAUGAGCGAGAUGGAAGAACAGCACUAUACAAGGCAACAAAACAAUUCUACUGCGAAGUAGAAGCCGCUGGAAUCAUGUCCAUCUGUAUUUUGCAAUCGGCAAUCUUGAUUGCUGUCUAUGAGAUCGGACACGCCAUCUAUCCUGCUGCCUAUUUGACUGUUGGAGCCUGUGCCAGGUAUGGCAUUGCACUCGGCUUAGAUAAGCUGCUUGUGGACUUGACAGGAGAGAAUAACGCGGGAAGACCUUGGAUGGAAGUAGAAGAGAUGAGGAGAGUUUGGUGGGGGAUUCUCAUAUUAGAUCGAUUCCUGAACCUUGGUAACCCACUGAGGGGCCUGACAACAAAAGAUCCAGAGUACGAUGAUUAUCUUCCAGUGGAUGACUGGACAUUUCUGAAUGCGACUGCAAAGCCUCAGGAUAACCUCAGGAUAUCUGCUGCUUUCAAUCUUAAAAUGGGCGUGUUUACACGACUAGCCCAAGCAACCUAUUUAGUAAAUCAGGCUCUCAAGUUCUUGUCAUCUCUUCCGCCACCUGGUGACCCAAAAGACACCGUCGACAUUGCAAAAGAUACUGCACAACUACGGCGCACAAUUUGGGCAUUGAUAUCUGUAACCAAGUCGGAGUUUGAUGCUCAUGAUCUUGCAACCUGCUGUCAAACUGCGGUUUCUUAUUGUGCCAUAUUGUUACUUCAAGAUGCUCAUUGGCGGCGCGUGCGCAUCAGUUCAACUGAAGACGCUUACAAGCACCUGUUUGCAGAGUCGGAACGUGUCUUGGAAAACCUGGCACGCAUGGCAUUCUGUCUCCGAACCGACGAGGAAGAAGGGCGAUGCUUAGAUGAAGAAUUUCCCGUGUUUCUCAUGCAAAUAGUUUAUCAAGGGGCAUUGACGACGAUUGAGAUGGGUCAGGGCAAGCCAAACGAAGAAAUUAAGGAAAGAAUAGCAAUAUACAAAUGGCUACUCCAGCACCUACAGUCAAGAUGGCGGGUAGCAGGCAUAUAUCUGUCCAUUUUACAAUCUAAAGAAGCAAUGAUGGCAUCUGUUGUCUGA
Messenger RNA from Trichoderma breve, 1638 nucleotides. Its product is annotated as fungal specific transcription factor domain-containing protein. Gene Ontology annotation, biological process: DNA-templated transcription; regulation of DNA-templated transcription. Bases 1 to 1638 code for a protein of 545 amino acids. NCBI's taxonomy places the organism in Eukaryota, Fungi, Ascomycota, Sordariomycetes, Hypocreales, Hypocreaceae. Gene Ontology annotation, cellular component: nucleus. The record is from RefSeq and is a predicted model, not a curated record. The transcript has 5 exons. Gene Ontology annotation, molecular function: DNA-binding transcription factor activity, RNA polymerase II-specific; DNA binding; zinc ion binding.